AUGCCGCCAUUCGACAGUAGUGCGUUCAGCGAUAAAACAAAUCUAAAACAUAAUGUUUCAGAAGACCAAAAACACCUCCAGAUAGAAGAGAUAAUUUUAAAAAGCAUAAAUGACCAAGAAAGCCUUUUUACUCGUGCAUUCUUUAAUGAACAAACAAAACACGAGUAUACAGAGACGUAUGCAAAUGAUAUAAUUGAUAUGUGCAGUGCUUACAAUUUAGAUGAAAUGAUGUAUAAUCUCCCAAACACUGGGGUAGAUGCAUAUACACAAAGAUCAUUCCUUGCUGAAUCAGAAGAUGCAAUAGAUCCAUUAUCUAAGUCUAAGUAUAAGCAGAAGAAUAUAAUCAAGAAAGAAGGGGAAGAGAACAGGCCAUUUGUAUGCACAUACUCUAACUGCCAAAAGGCCUUUAAAAGAUUUGAGCAUUUAAAAAGACAUUACCGAAUACACACCGGGGAAAAGCCUUUUAAGUGCUCCAUAUACGGGUGUAACAAAACAUUCUCACGUUCUGACAAUUUAAUGCAGCAUGAGAAGAUCCAUACAAGCAAAAGACCGUAGAUGUUUUUAUCACA
Molecule: messenger RNA, 569 nt
Organism: Nematocida parisii ERTm1
Lineage: Eukaryota; Fungi; Microsporidia
Exons: 1
Coding region: 1-555 (184 amino acids)
Biological process (GO): regulation of transcription by RNA polymerase II
Molecular function (GO): DNA-binding transcription factor activity, RNA polymerase II-specific; RNA polymerase II cis-regulatory region sequence-specific DNA binding
Source: RefSeq, a predicted model, not a curated record